Engraulis encrasicolus (European anchovy) is the source of this 1925-nucleotide messenger RNA. RefSeq lists its product as uncharacterized. The record is from RefSeq and is a predicted model, not a curated record. Lineage: Eukaryota; Metazoa; Chordata; Actinopteri; Clupeiformes; Engraulidae. The transcript is spliced from 4 exons. The coding region runs from base 13 to 1776 and encodes 587 amino acids.
AGGAGCCAGUUUAUGGAAAUCUGUCAGACUGUGCUGAAGGUGGCCAGCUCUAGCUCCAUGGGUAUGAUUCUACCUGUGUUUGCGCGUAUGGAGAGAGAUCUGGGAUGCUACUCAUACACCCCCUCAAGGUCUCAGAGUGCAGGUUCGUCCUCCUCAGAUAAGACCUCUGGAGCUCCUGAAGGUCUGGGCAGCGUGCUGCGGAUGCAAGGUGCCCUGGCAGCCUUCCACAAGUGCACUGCAGCAUGGCGGCGUCCAGCUCUCGCUAAUGCCGUUCGUCCUCCCUCCAUGACUAAGCUUCGCAUUUACUGUGCCAAGCGCAGACCUUCUCCUGACUUGCCUGAUGUUGCUACCGUGACGCGACCUUCCACUGUGACUGAGCUUCGGAUUUACAGCGCCAAUCGCAUGGCUUCUCCUGACCUGCCUGAUGUUGCUACCAUGACGCGUCCUUCCACUGUGACUGAGCUUCGAGCUUACAGCGCCAAUCGCGUGCCUUCUCCUGAUCUGCCUGAAGUUGCUACCAUGACGCGUCCUUCCACUGUGACUGAGCUUCGAGUUUACAGCGCCAAUCGCGUGCCUUCUCCUGAUCUGCCUAAAGUUGCUAGUGUGCUGCCACAUGAGGGUGAAUCCCACGACCCAACAGGCAUCAACGGGGUAUUGGAGAAAGUGUUGUCCAAUGAAGACAUCGACCACGUCGCCCAACACCUGGUCGGCCAAAUGCAAGGUGUUCUUCAGGAGGAUAGGCCGUCUGUGACUAAAUGCUGCGCCAGCCCACAGCUCACUGAGAUGUACUCUUACGCAGAGACGGCGAUCAAAGACUUGCUCCAGCCUUAUUUCCAGCCUCUUGUGGCUCACGCUGCUUCUGUGGACAACGCAGAAUUGAAAUGUGCUGCUUCGGCAGCCCCUGAUGCAGUAGACGCAGUAGAAGCAAAGGAUGAGGACGCAGUAUCUUCUCAGAGCAGGGCCCAAAGCGCCAGGUCCAGCACUGCCAGCUGUGAGCUGGACAUGAUCCAGCCAGACUCCUCUGCGUUGCGAGUGCGGGCCAGCAUGGUGAGCUUGUUCACCGACCUGAUGGUCAACCAGAUGAUGGACGAGCUUCACUUGGACGUACCUGCCCAACAUGACGCUGCAGACGAAACAGACGCAGCGAUCGCAGGAGAUGCCGAUGGCUGCUUGACCACUGUCCUCAUGUUGCGUCUGUUGGCGACCUUGAGGGAUGGAGGGAGAUCCCCCGUUGAUAAGGGAAUGAUUCAGGAGCUCAUUGACAACAUCCUGUCAGAGAUCAGCGGUGCCUCUGGAGUGCCAAAUGUCCAUGGCUACUUAAACAACACCAGGAUUCAGAACAUCAACAGGACCAUGGAGAAGUUCCUGCUGAAGGAGUUUGGCUCCAAAAACAUCCUGCAGAGAGCAGCGAACCCAAAGGACAACUCGUUUAACAUGACCUUUCUGGCAAAGUUGAGCAAAGUCUUGAACGCAGAAGUCACUGGUGCCCCAGCUGCCAUGAGUGGUUCGUCUUUCCUCGGGUCAGAACCCAAAGCAACAGGUGGAAUGAAAACAGGGAAGAAAUCCAAAUUCGGAGUCAAGAUACCAAAUAGACGAAAGCGAAGCUCAAAGGUGUCUCCAAUAAACAUUGCGGCUGACAACAAGGAUCAACAAACAGUUACACCUGCUCCAUCCGGGAACACCUCUGCUGCAGCGGCAGGCAAAGUGAGUCCUCGUAAACGCUCCUGGAUCAAGAAACUAUUCAGCUGCUGCCUCCCAAAGGGAACCGAAUUUUAAACAAACCCCACACACAAAACACCACAGCCUAGAUGUUUUCUCCAUCCACAUCCAGGCCAUAUCCAUAAACACACACAUAGUCAACACACACAAUCAUAUUUUGAGAUGUAACAGAGACAACCACUUAUCACCCCACAAAACACCAGCAA